AUUUUAACAAUAUAGCGCAUUGUGUUGUAGAAACAUUACCCCCCAAGAGUUUUAAAAUUGCGUUUUUUUAAUCGAUUUAAUCGAUUCAAUAGAUUUUGUGGUAGGUCAAUAUAAAAUAAGCCCUCAUACAGUACUGUAGGUGAAGAAUUUAAAGAGUUAUUGCUAUUAAAAGACGAGGAGGAAAAAAACUGAAAAUACAAAAAUGAAAAAUGACUGCGUCCUCUAAGGGUUAAUGAGUGGGUAGUUCACAGGACUUCAGUACUAUGGGCAUCCCUGGGAAGCAGUGCCCGGUGUCCGCCAUGUGGCAGCUGAUAACUUUACCCAGAUGACAAUACCCGAGCGCUGCACAGGUCACUGCCACAUCCACUUGGAGGGGAAAUAACAGCGGCCAAUGGGGAGACGCCUUCUAUCCGCCAAUCGAGCCCUGGCCAGCACAGCCAAUCAGGAGCGGCGUGACGAGUCAACUUGCGGUGAACUGGUGUACAGCUGGAGCGGCUCUGCAUUCAGCUUAGUGCUGCUGGAGUGAGGACGCGGCUGUAGCCCGGAGCUCUGUGUCUCCUCAGCGCUGGAUUCCUGCGCUCAGUCCAGCUGCCAUGGAGCCCGUCACUGGGGUUCUCACCUGUACUGCCUUGUUCUGGGCGCUGGCUUUACCGGCCAGUAGUCUGUACGUGUCUGGAGACAGAGAUUCUCUCUUACAGAAGAUUGAAGAAUACAGCCUUGUAACUCCAAUUAGUACAGAUUCAAAGGGAAACUUCCUAUCACAUGCGGUGUCUAAAAGACAAAAGGCGCGGUUUCAGAGAGACAUUGUGGAGGUCAACCAGGAAUCUGCUGAGCAUAAAAUUUAUUAUAAUGUUACUAUUUUUGGCGCAGAAUUCCAUCUAAGGUUAAAAGUGAACACAAAACUUAUUGCACCUGGAGCAACAGUGGAAUGGGAGGAAGACUCCAGUGUCACUGAAAUAGAACCACUACACAGAAGUUGCUUAUAUAUUGGGGAUAUAACAGACCUACCUAAUGCUUCAGUUGCUAUAAGCAACUGCAAUGGACUGGCUGGGAUGAUUCGUACAGACAAUGACGAGUUUUUUAUAGAACCACUGGAAAAUGGUAAACAAGAGGAAGAGUCUGGUAGAACCCAUAUUGUGUAUCGUAGAUCAGCUAUCAAACAAUCCAUCUCAAGUCAAGACAACUAUACACACCAUACUAAACCUGGGUUUCUUAGCAGUAAUAUACUGGAAAAUGUUGUUGACAGUACAAGAAGAAGUCGCAGACAUGCAAGUGACAAUGAUUACAACAUUGAAGUUCUGCUUGGAGUUGAUGAUUCAGUUGUCCGAUUUCAUGGAAAAGAAUAUGUGCAGAAAUACCUCCUGACACUUCUUAAUAUUGUUAAUGAGAUCUACCAUGAUGAGUCUCUGGGUGCCCACAUUAAUGUUGUCCUAGUGAGGAUCAUAAUGUUAAGCCACAGCAAAUCUUCAAGUUUAAUUGAAGUAGGAAACCCCUCUCAGAGUUUGGAAAAUGUAUGCCGUUGGGCCUACCUUCAACAGAAACCAGAUACAGAACAUGCUGAAUACCAUGAUCAUGCAAUAUUUCUUACAAGACAAGAAUUUGGUCCCUCUGGAAUGCAAGGUUAUGCGCCAGUCACGGGUAUGUGUCACCCAGUUCGGAGUUGUACACUAAAUCAUGAAGAUGGAUUCUCUUCAGCCUUUGUAGUAGCUCAUGAAACUGGUCAUGUGUUAGGAAUGGAGCAUGAUGGCCAAGGAAAUAGGUGUGGAGAUGAAGUUAGAAUGGGCAGCAUUAUGGCUCCACUUGUACAAGCUGCAUUUCAUCGCUUUCACUGGUCUCGAUGUAGUCAACAAGAGCUCAGCAGAUAUCUAACUUCUUAUGAUUGCCUGCGAGAUGAUCCAUUUGCGCAUGACUGGCCUUUACUUCCUCAGCUUCCUGGGAUACACUAUUCUAUGAAUGAGCAAUGUCGUUUUGACUUUGGUAUUGGCUACAUGAUGUGUACAGCUUUUCGCACAUUUGACCCCUGUAAACAACUCUGGUGCAGCCAUCCAGAUAAUCCAUACUUUUGUAAAACAAAAAAAGGACCUCCCUUGGAUGGAACAAUGUGUGCACAAGGAAAGCAUUGCUUUAAAGGUCACUGCAUUUGGUUAACUCCUGAACAUCUUCGGCAAGAUGGAAAUUGGGGGCAAUGGAGUAAAUUUGGAUCAUGUUCUCGAACAUGCGGCACAGGUGUGAGAUAUAGAACAAGAAGCUGUGACAAUCCACACCCAUCUAAUGGAGGUCGUUCCUGCACAGGACCAAGCUACGAACUUGAGCUUUGUAAUACUGAGGAGUGUGACAAAGAUUCUGACGACUUCAGAGAAGAACAGUGCCGGCAAUGGGACCCAUUCUUUGAAUAUCAAAAUUCUAAACAUCACUGGAUUCCAUAUGAACAUCCAGAUGAAAAAGAAAGGUGUCAUCUUUACUGUCAGUCAAAAGAAACUGGAGAUGUGGUGUAUAUGAAAAGACAAGCACAUGAUGGAACGCAAUGCUCAUAUAAAGAUUCUCAUAAUAUCUGUGUACGAGGUGAAUGCCUGAAAGUUGGUUGCGACAAAGUGAUUGGAUCAACAAAAAAAGAAGACAAGUGUGGCUUAUGUGGUGGUGAUAAUUCACACUGUAAAAUUAUCAAAGGAACAUUUACAAGAACACCCAAGAAACAAGGUUACAUUAGAAUAUUUGAAAUUCCAGCUGGAGCACGGCAUUUACUUGUUCAGGAAACAGAAUCAUCUGCUCACCAUCUUGCUAUCCGAAAUCAAGCAACUGGAAAGUUCAUUUUAAUGAUGAAAAUGAGAGUCUUCAAGAUUCAAAAGUAUUUGUUGAAAAUGGGCAUUGAAUGGGAAUAUCGGAAUGAUGACAACCGUGAAACAGUUCAGACUAUGGGGCCUUUGAAGAGCCCUAUUGUAGUUCUUGUAAUUCCUCAUGGAAGUGUUAAAAUUUCAUUGUCUUAUAAGUACAUGAUACAUGAAGAUUCCUUAAAUGUAGGUAACAACUAUGUUGUGGAAGAGGAUGUGGUUGAGUAUGAAUGGGCUUUGAAGAAAUGGUCCCAUUGUUCUAAACCGUGUGGAGGAGGUAACCAGUUUACAAAAUAUGGAUGUCGGAGAAAGUCAGACCAUAAAAUGGUGCAUAAGAAGUUGUGUGAAUCUAUUCCAAAGUUAAAGCCCAUUCGCAGAGCUUGCAAUCUUCAGGAGUGUUCCCAACCCAUUUGGAUGACAGGAGAGUGGGAGCAAUGCUCUACAACUUGCGGGAAAACGGGUUAUGAAAGUCGUACAGUACGGUGCAUUCAGCCUCUAAAUGACAAUACAAACAGAUCUGUGCACAGUAAAUACUGCAGUGAGAAUCGUCCAGAAACCAAGAGACCUUGCAAUCGCCAACCGUGCCCUGUUCAGUGGAGGGUAGGACCAUGGUCACAAUGUUCUGUAACAUGUGGCAAUGGAACUCAAGAAAGACAAGUUCUCUGUGGUUCGAGUGAUAAUAAAAUUCAGAACUGUAAUACUGCAAAACCAGAAACCAUACAGAUUUGCACAAUGCCUUCAUGUUCAGGAAAUACUUCUGAUCCAUCAAAGAAGAAUUACAUUGUCCAGUGGCUCUCUAGACCGGACACAGACUAUUCAAACCAAAAAAUAUCUUCAAAAGAAACCUGCCUUGGUGAUAAAUCUGUUUUCUGUCGUAUGGAAGUGCUCUCUCGGUAUUGCUCAAUGCGUGGAUAUAGCAGACUUUGCUGUAAAGCCUGCAAUUCAUCUCAAAACUCAAGUAACAAUAAUGUAAGAAAUAACACCACUGAAAGGCUUCCAUCGGCAAAUCCAACUCUUCCAAGCUUCCCAUCUAUUGUGUCACACACCCCUGUUUACAGCACACAGGUGUCUACUAAAAAUGCAAGUGACACUCUGCAAGACACCAACAGAAUAGAUGUCAUCUAUAAAAACAAUAGGCUUGACAAUGAAGUUCCCCCUCCUAUUCCCCUACCACGUAGACGGAACAUGUAUGAAAAGACUAAAAACCAGAGGAUUCAACAGCUCAUUGCUGAGAAAUUACAAGAAGCUAAGAAGAAGCUUCAUUAACAUCAAGAGCAUUUUCUACGAAAAUGAAAGAAUAUGUCACCAUACAAGACCUAGACUGUCAAGGCAUUUCUAAAACUACCAUUUUAUACACUUGCAGUGAAUAUUGCAGGUAACCUUUUCAGAACAUAGUUUGGUAUUUCAUCUGUUAUAAAAGUUACAAAACCUACAGUGAUCUUCAAGGGUAACAUUGUUUACAGAUGCUUCUGGUGCUGUUUUUUUAACCACAAAAUCAGUUUGUCUACAUUUACUACAAUAAUAUUAUUGUCACGCAUUCAUGUAAAAGUGUAAAUUAUAUCUCUUACUGUUUGUAAAAAUAUACAAUUAGAACAUUUUGCAAUAGAAUCACUAUGUUCUGCUCUCAUUUUCUUAUACUAGAUAUGUUUUUCUUUUCACAAUAAACAAUUAUAGUGUACCUUCAAUGUUGUGGGCACUUUUAUAAAAAAUGACUAUAGUGCAGCACUGUGCACAAUAGUCAUUUUUUUAAUAAAUUUUUAUUGGGAAUUUGGCACCGGAAUGCCUAUGUUUUCCCUGCUGCAUACAACUGUGCAUUAGCACCUAUCUCCAGCGUAAGUGCCAGCGCUGUCAAAUCAAUUUGUGCCAGAGAUGGGUACUGAUGCACAGUUAUUUGUGGCGGGGAGAAUGGGUGCUCAGUGAAGGUAUUCUAGUGCCAAAUUCAA
Hyla sarda is the source of this 4771-nucleotide messenger RNA. Its product is annotated as A disintegrin and metalloproteinase with thrombospondin motifs 2-like. Gene Ontology annotation, biological process: extracellular matrix organization; proteolysis. The record is from RefSeq and is a predicted model, not a curated record. Gene Ontology annotation, cellular component: extracellular matrix. Gene Ontology annotation, molecular function: metalloendopeptidase activity. NCBI's taxonomy places the organism in Eukaryota, Metazoa, Chordata, Amphibia, Anura, Hylidae.